AUGCUGCGCCUCCGCUCAUCUCUGCCUCCACUGCGCAGCCGCAGUUUCUCCAGGACGCAGAACGAGCCGAACAGGGAAGACGGCAAAAUGGCCCUCGAUAAUUUGAUUUUCGCCCAGUGCAUCCUUUAUUUUUUAGCCUUCGUGUUCGGCUUCAUCGCCGUGGUGCCUCUGUCCGAGAACACGGAGGAUUUCGGGGGCAAAUGUCUGCUGUUCACGCGGGGUAUGUGGCAGAACGAGAACAUCACUGUGUCGAAGCAGCGCUUCAUCGUGGAGGAGUGGGGACCCGAGUCCUCCUGCAGCUUCAUCACUUUUGUCGGGAUAGCGUCCCUCAUCCUGUCCGCAGUGCAGGCGUGGAGGCUGCUGUUCUUUCUGUGCAAAGGACACGACGACUCCAUCUUUAACGCCUUCCUCAACCUGCUGAUCAGCUCCUUGGUGGUGUUCACAGUUUUCCUGUCCAGCACCAUCGUCAGCGUGGGCUUCAACCUGUGGUGCGACGCCAUCACUGAGGGUGGAACGAUGCCCAGCAGCUGCGAGGACCUGCAGGACACCGAUCUAGAGCUGGGCCUGGACAACUCUGCUUUCUACGACCAGUUUGCUAUAGCUCAGUUUGGCCUGUGGGCCGCCUGGCUCACCUGGCUCGGCAUCGCGGUGAUGGCCUUCCUGAAGGUCUACCACAACUACAGACAAGAGGACCUGCUGGACACCCUGAUCCACGAGAAGGACCUGCUGCUCGGGCGCUCGUCACGCCGCAACUCCGACCUCAAGACGGGCCUCAUCUAGAAAACCCCGAGGAUUCACAAAACGCACACACGUUCAUUCGCCGUCAACCGUAACAGUCCCGUCGCCUGCCAUGAGAAACACCGAUGUUUGCCUGUGUAGACAAUCAGAAUCAAUUGGCUUCUGCUCCCAUUGACCACGGAUUGAAUCAGAUGGACGAUUUUAGCUUUUGUUCUCUAGAGGUAAUCGAUUUUCCGUCAAAGAAAAAGAAAAAAAACACAUCUAAAGGUGGUUCUUAAUCUAUGAAGAGUCCUGCUUUAUUGUGUGUUCAGGACACACAACCCCAGCCAAGCUUUGAUAGUAUUAAAACCAUUUAAAUGAAA
Molecule: messenger RNA, 1100 nt
Organism: Stegastes partitus (bicolor damselfish)
Lineage: Eukaryota; Metazoa; Chordata; Actinopteri; Pomacentridae
Product: transmembrane protein 179
Source: RefSeq, a predicted model, not a curated record